Symbiodinium sp. CCMP2592 is the source of this 2514-nucleotide messenger RNA. The record is from the annotation of a GenBank genome assembly. Lineage: Eukaryota; Dinophyceae; Suessiales; Symbiodiniaceae.
AUGGUGCGGAGGUUGCCUCCGGCUGACGUGCUGCAGAAGCUGAAUGGGAUCUUCUCGGCCCUCGAUAACCUCUGCAAGCGGCACAGCGUCACCAAGAUUGAGACUGUUGCCGAGGAGUAUGUCUGUGCUGUGGGCAUCGUUCCAGCAGACCGCGAGCAGGAUUCAGGAGAAGACACCAGCCGACAUAUGCCCCUCAUUCGCCUGGUGUACAUGGCCGGUGAUGUCCUGGACUACACGUCGUCCGUAGAAGACGAGAAGCCGAAGUUCCAGAUGGGCAUUCACACGGGCCCCGUCAUCGCAGGUGUGGUGGGACAGAAGUUGCCCCGCUUCCGCCUCUUCGGGGACACUGUGAACACGGCCGCACGCAUGAUGCAGAAGGGCGUUCCGAACGAAGUCCAGUUCGGCGAUGAGACGCGGCGCUUCCUCCCAGAGCACAUCAGAUACAGGUCACGCGGUCCGAUACAAAUGAAGGGAAAGGGCGCGAUGAAUGUGUAUCUGCUCCUUCACGACCGCCAGAGGAAUAACAGGUUGACCUUCUCGGGCGCACGACACCGCAUGAGCCGAUUUUCCAGCACUGUACAGAUUGCCCAGGCCAUUGUAAAGACAGGGACCAGCAUGGGCUUGGACGAGCCCGACGACGUCGAGAUGUUUGAAGAUGCCUUGAUGGACGCCGAGCAGAAGCAACAGCAGCGGUGGAUUGAUUGGCUCGAUUGCAAGUGCGGAGAUGAACAGGCGAAGCACUUCCGUGAGUGGUACUACCGCAAUCACCUCUUCAAGAAGUUGGUGAAGCGUUUGGACAAGCAGCUGAUCUUCAUUUUUGUCUUGAGCUUCGUGGAGACGAUAUACCUUGCAGACAGUCUACACCGGACGACCGAGAACCCAAUCUGGCGUCAUUCCGGCGUGGGUCGCUGGCUGGAUCAGGAGUGCGAGUAUCUUGCGACACCACAGCUUCAUGAAAUAGCACCAGGCACAUUGGAGGGCUGCAAGCACGAGUGCCUUCAGUAUGGGCCUUGCAACGCACUGGAGUGGACGCCGUCUGCCGGGCGCUGCACGCUGCGCAGGUGUGAGUCCUUUGACCAUCUCACGCGCAUCAACGCCUCAGAGACUGAACGCUGGUUUUGGAUCAACGAGUUGGAGGCAAACGUGAGCGAGGAUGCGAUGCUCACAUGGGAUCUGGCGGCCCGGCAAAGCAAGCUCACGACGUUCAUCUGCUCUCGCGCCAUUUGCUUCUCGAUCAUUCUUGUGUGGCGGAUCCUGGUGAGCUGCAGCGACAUGGUCACUUCCAAGGCGCGCGUCAUCGAGUGGCUUCUGGUGAUCUCCUGCUGUGUAGUUUCCUGCCUCCUCUUCCUGACCUAUGAGAUGAUGCCAGAGCGCUUUGUGGGCGAUAAGAAUCACAAGAUCGACGAAGUCAUCCCCUUCGACUUCCCGAUUUCAGGUGUCUCGAGGAACAUCACGAGGCUCAUCGCGUUCCCCGUGUACAUGAUGACGAUUACUGCAUAUCCUUUCCGCUUCUUUCCUUGCUGCGUCUUCCUCCUUGGUACGCUCUUCAUUAUGUGGGUGGAGUUCUGGCGAAUCUUCCCUGGGCUCUAUCUUCUUCCCACCUAUGGUGACCUUUGGUAUUUCUUCUGUUUCAACCUUCUGCGGCAGUUCUACUCGUACCAGGAGGAGAAGCUGUUUCGAGCGCAGCAUGCUGCUGGCUGUGCUGUAGAGAGGGUCAUGAGCCGCGUUCACAGCAUCCUGGAUACCAUGAUGCCAAAGCAGGUGGUGAGAGAGAUCGCGGAGAAUCCAGACGUCCCCUUGCCCUCACACAAGUAUCGCUUGGCCACGAUUGUGCAAGCAGACCUGGUGGGCUUCACUGAGAUGGCCGCUUCAAGGGAGCCUGAUGAGGUGGUCAGGCUCAUUGAGCAGAUCUUCAAAAUCUUCGACGACCUCACCGACUUCCUGGCAAUCUACAAGAUUGAAACUGUUGGUGACGCCUACAUCGCCGGCAUGGCCGAGCCGCCGCUCACGGCGCAUCACUCGCCUGUGACGGUGCUCCGGUUUUCUUUGGCGAUGGUGGAGAAGUUGGAAGCCUGGUCCUUGGCCCACGGCGAGAACGUGCGGGUUCGUGUCGGCGUGCAUAGCGGCGGCUGCGUCGGGGGCGUGGUGGGGAAGGAAAUGCAGAGGUAUCACCUUUUCGGCUCUGCCAUGCCAGUGCUGGACCUACUGGAGAGCACAUCGCUCCCGGGAUUCGUGCAGAUCAGCAGCCCCUGCAUGGAGGCUGUACAGCAGGAGAUGAAGAGCAGAAAUCGGGCAGAGAAUCCGGAGCACCGCAUGCAGCCGCUGGAGUUUCGGUUCCUUCCCCGCACCGAUCCGCAUCUCCCGACCUCCAAGGGUGGGCUGCACAGCUAUGCCGAGGUGGGAGGGCCGACCUAUUUCCUUCUGGCUGAGCGGCGCUAUCAGACCAUGCCAGCAGGCGAGUUCUCUGUUCCUUCCGGCCUCGGCGACGCGUACCCUACCGUCCGCAGCUGCUGA